Molecule: messenger RNA, 2532 nt
Organism: Aspergillus niger
Lineage: Eukaryota; Fungi; Ascomycota; Eurotiomycetes; Eurotiales; Aspergillaceae
Exons: 7
Coding region: 1-2532 (843 amino acids)
Biological process (GO): carbohydrate metabolic process
Molecular function (GO): hexosyltransferase activity; UDP-glycosyltransferase activity
Source: RefSeq, a predicted model, not a curated record
AUGGAAAAAGAUCCACGGCUGGGAUAUAGCGACCCUGGUUCGUCAUCAUAUGACCAGGCACCGCCGCCGUAUUCACCAUACAAUGAUAGUGGACCUGUGGUCGAAUCGGCCGAUGUACAGGCCAAUGGCCGCGUCAAUGUCGAUUUAGAUUCAAGCCUGGCAAGAACAUUAGCCUCGAUCAUUGAGCUACAGCAAGAAGAUCUGCAAAAUCCACCUCCAAAUUACUCUGAGGAUCAGCUAAUAAAAGACGAGCUGCUGCAAUGUGACAUUCAACUGAACAUUGUGAUACAAAUUGUGGGCAGCAGAGGUGAUGUGCAACCAUUUAUCGCCCUGGGGACCGAGCUACAAAAAUUCGGUCAUCGGGUCCGAAUAGCCACACAUGAUGUUUUUUCUGAUUUUGUCACUCAAGGUGGUCUUGAGUUCUAUCCAAUAGGAGGUGAUCCCGCAGAGCUGAUGGCAUUUAUGGUCAAGAACCCCGGGUUAAUACCUCAAAUCAGCAGCCUGCGCGCCGGGGAAGUUCAAAAGAAGAGGGCAAUGGUGAAUGAGAUGCUUCAUGGCUGCUGGAAGUCUUGCAUCGAAGACGACCCUGUUACGAAGAUCCCAUUUACCGCAGAUGCCAUCAUUGCAAAUCCACCUAGCUUUGCCCAUGUUCAUUGUGCGCAGGCUUUGAGUAUCCCAGUCCACCUCAUGUUCACCAUGCCUUGGACUAGUACCAAGGCCUUCCCCCACCCGCUUGCUAACCUGAGCUCUUCUGAAAUGAACCCAAAUGUAGCAAACUGGGUUUCUUAUGGUGUUGUCGAGUGGCUUACAUGGCAAGGGCUUGGAGAUGUGGUCAAUCGAUGGCGGGCAUCCAUCGAUUUGGAACCGGUUCCCACCGCGGAAGGCCCCAGGCUGGCUGAAACGUUAAAGAUUCCUUUUACUUAUUGCUGGUCACCUGCCUUGAUCCCGAGGCCGCGGGACUGGCCAGCUAAUAUUGAUGUCUGUGGUUUCUUUUUCAGGGAUCCACCAUCCUACGAACCGCCACUCGAACUGAAGGAAUUUCUAGAGUCGGGAACGACUCCCAUAUAUAUAGGCUUCGGCAGCAUCGUGAUCGAUGACCCCCAGAAGUUGACAGAAAUUAUCUUAGAAGCGAUCGCGAAAACUGGUGUACGUGCCAUUAUAUCACGAGGCUGGAGCAAGCUAGGUGGUGUGCCCAGUUCCAAUACCUAUUACAUUGAUGAUUGCCCUCAUGAAUGGCUUUUCAGGCACGUUGCUGCCGUGGUGCAUCAUGGAGGUGCUGGGACAACCGCGUGUGGUCUUGCUAACGGUCGACCGACUACUAUUGUGCCCUUCUUUGGGGAUCAACCAUUCUGGGGCAGUAUGGUAGCAAGAUCUGGUGCUGGGCCUAGGCCAAUCCCGUAUGCUUCGCUCAACGCAGAGAAUCUGGCUGAAGCUAUCGCUUUCUCGCUGAGGCCGACCACAGCAGAAUCCGCUCGAGGCAUUGCUUUAAAGAUGCAACACGAGUCAGGAGUAGCAGCAGCUGUUCGAUCCUUCCAUCGUCAUCUCCCACUGGACAGGAUGCGUUGCUCCUUGAUACCUAAUCAACCUGCUAUGUGGAUUCACAAGCGGUCUAAGAAGAGCUUAAAGCUUUCGAAAGUUGCUGUUCAGUUAUUGAUUGACAACGGAAAGCUUAACGCAAAGGAGCUUCGGUGCAAUACCAUCAAUCCGAUACAUAUCGAAAACCGUCGUUGGGACCCUGUGACUGGCAUUAUAUCUGCCUCCACAAGUACAGGAUCUGCAAUGCUCAAAUCGACCGGAGAGAUGCUAUACAACCCAUACAAGGAAUACACAUCCAGCCGUUCUCCAAAGCCACCAAUAUCACGAACUGCAUCUGCACUUUCUACAACCACAACAUCAUCGUCUUCUAGAUCCCUCGCAGAUUUUCCCGAGACAAGUAGGCGGCCCUCUGACCGGAUAGAUACGGAGACUUCAAUCAACAGUGGGCCCAACAAUAACGCGUUAUCAACGGCGGGGAAUAUGGUUGGAGCUUCUUUGAAGGGUUUUGGCAAGUUCACAGGAGCAUACUUUAAAGGCGUGGUGGUAGACAUUCCCUACGCUGCUGCUGAGGGUUUUCGACAGGUUCCUCGACUCUAUGGAGAGGAACCGAAGCAGUAUGGCACGGUUCGUGAUUGGAAGUCUGGUGCUACUAUGGGCGGCAAGAACUUUGUCGAUGGCAUGACAGAUGGGUUCAAGGGGUUAUUCACUCAGCCUAUCAAAGGCGCGAGGGAAGAGGGGGCGCUGGGGGCCGUCAAAGGAUUUGCAAAAGGAACCAUUGGACUUGCGACUAAAGUUCCGUCGGCUGGAAUUGGGCUUGUCGCCUACCCUUUUCAAGGAAUAGCGAAAACGAUCGAAGCAGCCGUCAGGUCUAAGACAGGAAAAGCGAUCCUUCUUGCCCGCCUCAGAGAUGGGUACGCUAUGACAGAGCGAGCCCACAUGACUGAAGAUGAACAACAAUAUCUCCUACGGAGGUUCCAGGCUCUGACGGAUCCAUGA